Molecule: messenger RNA, 820 nt
Organism: Sinocyclocheilus grahami
Lineage: Eukaryota; Metazoa; Chordata; Actinopteri; Cypriniformes; Cyprinidae
Product: DNA fragmentation factor subunit alpha-like
Exons: 4
Coding region: 194-808 (204 amino acids)
Biological process (GO): regulation of apoptotic process; apoptotic process
Source: RefSeq, a predicted model, not a curated record
GUUACCGAUUCGAGCAGCACAUUUCAAAACACGGAAGCCGAAAUGUAUUUAUUUUCCAUUUUUUUGUGAGACUAUAGUGACAGUAUUACGUGUAAUGUGAGUUAUGAGGUUUUAGACACAAAAAUAAUAUCCAAGAACAAAGUAUGAAGCUUUGAAGAUACUUAAUUAUACACUUUAAACUUUGACUAUUAUCAUGGCAGAAUUAAAAGCGUGUAAAGUGUGUAACAUUAGCCGAGAGAAGCAUUAUGGACUGGCGGUAACCUCUCUGGAUCAGCUCAAAAUAAAAGGUGGUGAGGCUCUAGGGUUCAGACCCAGUGCAUCAGUCUCAGUGGUGCUAGAAGUUGAUGGGACUAUUGUGGAAGAUGAGGCUUACUUCAUGUGUCUGCCAGCAAAUACAAAAUUCAUGCUGUUACAUGCCGACGAAAUAUGGAUGCAUUCUCAUCAAGUUGCUGGAGGGACAGCACAGCCUUGCAGAAAGUCCACUGAUCUGGAGGUAGAUGGAAAAGACACUGUUGAUGGGUUUGAAUCUUGGCGCAGUUUGGCAGGACAGCUCAGACAGGACCUGGCCAGUAUUAUCCUCAUGUCCGAGGCAGAUCUACAGAGUUUGAUUGAUGUGCCAUGCUCAGAUCUGGCUGCAGUGUUGGACUUCUCACAGCAGAAAACCCAGGUCCUACAGGACACGCUGCAGAGAAUGCUGGACCGCAGGGAAGAAGAGAGACAGUCCAAAGAGUUACUGAGGCUCUAUUUGAAAGCCAUGGAGCGAGAAAGCACCUGGGACCCACAAGAAGAUAGUAGGGACAUAUUUUAGAUACCAGCAAUA